Laccaria bicolor S238N-H82 is the source of this 687-nucleotide messenger RNA. RefSeq lists its product as uncharacterized. Gene Ontology annotation, molecular function: manganese ion binding; metalloaminopeptidase activity. Bases 1 to 687 code for a protein of 228 amino acids. The transcript has 10 exons. NCBI's taxonomy places the organism in Eukaryota, Fungi, Basidiomycota, Agaricomycetes, Agaricales, Hydnangiaceae. The record is from RefSeq and is a predicted model, not a curated record. Gene Ontology annotation, biological process: proteolysis. Gene Ontology annotation, cellular component: cytoplasm.
AUGAAACUCAUGCGCGGCGAUAUGGGCGGAGCGGCGGCCGUUGUUUCGGCUGCAUGGGCUGUGGCGAAAUUGCAGUUGCCGAUCAAUCUUGUGGUGUGCACGCCACUUACGGAGAAUAUGCCUGGUUUUGGUGCUGUGAAACCGGGGGAUAUCAUCUACGCCAUGAAUGGUAAAUCCAUCAAAGUGUAUAAUACAGAUGCUGAGGGACGUUUAAUUCUAUCUGAUGCCAUCUAUUACACUGCAACAGAGUACAAACCACACACCUUGAUUGAUGUCGCUACUCUGACAGGGGCUAUGGUUAUCGCGCUCGGAGAGGUAUAUUCCGGUGUAUUCUCGACCUCGGACGAACUCUGGGAGCGACUUCACGCAGCCGGCGAGGCCGAGUACGACAGAUUCUGGCGCAUGCGGCUUGACGACGACUUUUUGCCCCAGAUUACCUCAAGUAACGCUGAUUUACAGAAUACAGGAGGAAGGCCGGCAGGCUCGAUAACAGCCGCCAUGUUCCUGAAAGCUUUCGCAGAAGGUGCCGAGGCAAAGGACGGUCAAGAACACACCAUGAAGUGGGCGCACAUCGAUAUCGCAGGUAGUAUGGAGGCCACUAGAUCAUCACCGUAUCAGGAGAGAGGGAUGACGGGUCGACCGGUUCGGGCCCUGGUCGAAUAUGUUAGCCGCCUUGCUAAUACAUAG